UCUGUCUUGUCACGUUCACCGCACUUCAGCGAGUCUAUAAGAUGCAACACUGCCCUGCAAAAGCAUCCCUGCACUGAAGUCUGAACCCUCUCUCUCACAGGACAGUAAGAAUCUGAAGUCAUGUCGACCACCAUGACCCAACCCAGGCCCGUCAUCAUGACAUCUGCAUCCAGUGAAUGGAGCUCUGGCAUCUGUGAUUGCACACAAGACCUGCCGCAGUGUUGCCUUGCCUUUUGGUGUCUUCCCUGCUUCGCCUGUAAGACAUCAUACGAGGCCGGGGAGUGUGUAUGUCUACCUCUGCUGAAUAUCACCACACCAAUGAGGGUGUCAAUACGUCAACGAUAUGGCAUUGAGGGUACAGUUUGCAAUGACUGGGUGCACAGCUGCUUCUGUACACCCUGCACCUGGUGUCAAAUGGCAAGAGAGAUGAAAGCAAGGAAGAGUCCAGUUACCUUCAUCAGCAUGUCGUCAUGAAUUCCUCGC
Messenger RNA from Centropristis striata (black sea bass), 483 nucleotides. RefSeq names its product cornifelin homolog B-like. The transcript has 4 exons. The record is from RefSeq and is a predicted model, not a curated record. Lineage: Eukaryota; Metazoa; Chordata; Actinopteri; Perciformes; Serranidae. The coding region runs from base 121 to 474 and encodes 117 amino acids.